AUGCAACGCGCGAACCGGGCCGUGACCUUCCAGGAGCUCUACGCCAGGGCCAGGCUCUACAUGCGCUACCACGUCAUCAUCUCCGUGCUGCUGCUGGGCGCCGCGACGGGGCUCUUCCUCCUCAACAUCAACAGCUUCCUCCGCCAGAGCGGGGUGGUCGUGAACGGCAGCUCGCCGCCUACGAGGAGGAGCGGGGCGGAUGCUCCUUACAAGGACGAGUCCGAGUCACGUUCCCUCGUGAAGAAGCUGACCCGCCGGGCGAUCGCCGAAAACGCCGUCCCCGACCGCCUCCUCACGGUCGUCAUCCUCACCCGGGACCGGCCCUGGAGCCUGGAGAGGCUGCUGGUCUCGCUCUCCGCGGCAAGGUACGACCAGGGGGUCAGGGUCAACCUCAUCCUCAGGCAGGACCUCCCUGCCAACGGCGUGCUCUGCCAGGACACGGCCAGGAUCAUCCGGAGGCUCUACUGGCCCCACGGCUCCGUCGACCACGCCAUCGAACAAGCGCCCAGGGGGCCCAUGCGCAUGUGGCUCGGCGCCUACGCCCCCUCCGGCCCCACGGACUACUUCCUCGUCCUGGAGGACGACAUGGAGGUCAGCCGCUUCUACUGCCGCUGGGUGCUCGCCGCCCUCGACCGCUUCCGCCUCGACUCCACCGUCUUCGCCGUGUCCGCGUCCAAGCCCGAGCUCAGGGGCAGGGACCCGCUGGGGCUCGGCCCGGUCCAGUCCAGCAUCCCCGCCGGCACCACCCACGUCAAGUACAGGAUGCCCACCCCGGACGCCCUCGCCCCCGUUCCCAGGCACUGGAACGCCUUCCGCACCUGGGCGGUGAAGAUGCUCGACAGCGAUGGCUUCGACCCCACGCUCACGGAAGAGGUCGACGUCCGCGACCUCCGCCCCUUCGAGAUCUACAGGGAGAUGCGCGCCAUCGGGAGGCAGGAGCUCGCCUGGACCGCCUUCCUCGUCCGCUACACCUUCGAGGUCGGCCAGUCCACCGUCUACCCCUGGACCCCCACCGGCGCCUCCCUCGCCCGCUCCUGGGACGAGCCCGACGCCCUCACCCGCCACGGCCGCGGCCCUACCUCCGACCUCCUCGCCGUCUGGGACCCGGCCCUCGUCCGCUGGAACCCCAGGGCUGGAGUCAGGCUCGACUACACGGGCAGGCCCAUGUCUCCUUGA
Guillardia theta CCMP2712 is the source of this 1176-nucleotide messenger RNA. RefSeq lists its product as hypothetical. The record is from RefSeq and is a predicted model, not a curated record. The transcript has a single exon. NCBI's taxonomy places the organism in Eukaryota, Cryptophyceae, Pyrenomonadales, Geminigeraceae. The coding region runs from base 1 to 1176 and encodes 391 amino acids.